This is a messenger RNA of Rosa chinensis, 1443 nucleotides long. RefSeq names its product protein SAWADEE HOMEODOMAIN HOMOLOG 1. The transcript is spliced from 9 exons. Bases 204 to 1097 code for a protein of 297 amino acids. The record is from RefSeq and is a predicted model, not a curated record. Gene Ontology annotation, molecular function: DNA binding; chromatin binding. NCBI's taxonomy places the organism in Eukaryota, Viridiplantae, Streptophyta, Magnoliopsida, Rosales, Rosaceae.
UUCAUUUUAGGGAGAGGAAUUAAAGCAGGCACAAAAAAAAAAAAUGUCGACUUGGCAGAAUCGCAGUGACCCAGAUUUCUUUUCUUACAAAACUUCCUUCCUUUCUUUGGGAGUUGUGACAUGAACCACUGACACUAUUACUCCCUCUGUCUCGGUUUUCCACAUUAAAAUCUGAAUCAGUCUUACUCUCACUCUCUCCGGUCAUGAAAGACUCAAAAUUAGCAAAGAAUCUUCAUCGGUCAGAGACAAUGGAAAGAAAACCAAUGAAUUCCCUCUCUGUAUUCACCAAUUCUGAGAUUAUGAAAAUGGAGAAUAUUUUCAAGGAGACACCACAACAAUCACUUACUCAGGAGUUUUUCCAAAAUCUUGCAACAAAUUUCAGCUGCCAACCAAGCCGUGUUGGAAAAUCGGAUAUAACAAGGCAACAGGUGGAAGGUUGGUUCCAGAGUAAACGAAAAGAGAUUCAAGCCAAAGGCACUUCGUCAUCUGGUGCCUUUGAUUGGGUUGUUGAAUCCCAUGAAGAUCUUUCAGAUUUGACUAUGUUCAGCAAUGCACCUGACAAUUCUCAGAAGCCAAAAGAUCCAUGCGUCACAGAUCUUUCAGAGUUGGCAUUUGAAGCAAAAUCAUCAAAAGACGGUGCAUGGUAUGAUGUUGCUUCUUUCCUCUCCUACAGAGUUGUCAGUUCAGGAGAACUAGAAGUUCGAGUUCGUUAUGCUGGAUUUGGUAGGGAGGAGGAUGAAUGGGUAAAUGUGAGAAGAGCAGUGCGUGACAGAUCUAUUCCUCUAGAAGAGUCCGAGUGUCAUAAGGUCAAGGUUGGGGAUCUUGUCCUAUGCUUCCAGGAACGAGAAGAUGAAGCUGUCUACUGUGAUGCCCAUGUUCUGGAAAUCGAGAGGAGCCUACAUGACCAAACAGGCUGCAGGUGUAUUUUUGUUGUUCGCUUCGACCAUGAUAAAAGCAAGGAACAAGUUUCGUUGGGAAGGUUAUGUUGCAGGCCUUCACAAUACACUUCUUCAGCCAUUGUUAAACCCAAUCAGGACAUCAAUACUAAGCAGGAGAUAAAUAGAGACAAGGACAUGAAGUUUUCUUUUCUUUAUUGAAAUGUGGCACCUCAGAUGUCAGUAAAAGUUCUUGAGAGUUCAAUCCUCAGCAUCAUAAUUAGUUUUUUUCAGCAAAAGUUUUCUUCCUUGGCCAUGCAAAGCAGGGUGUACUUACAAACACUUGAGCUUAUUACAGUCAAUGAUUAACCAGUAAAAAUUCUUGAAAAAUAUAUAUCAGUAGGGGAGGGGGGACCUAGAACCUGCGAUUUAUACUGACAAAUAACAAGUUGGUGCUCUGCAGAAUUCAUAAUAAGGAAUGUGGAUUAUAGAUUAGUGUGUGAAUUUCAUUCUCCAAAAUUAAUUUCUGUACUUAAACAUUUAUCCAAAAUUAAUUUUUGUACUUCAA